Messenger RNA from Gasterosteus aculeatus aculeatus (three-spined stickleback), 4661 nucleotides. The record is from RefSeq and is a predicted model, not a curated record. NCBI's taxonomy places the organism in Eukaryota, Metazoa, Chordata, Actinopteri, Perciformes, Gasterosteidae.
AUAAAAUGCCUGCGUCUGCAAAAUAUGAGUGAGAGAGAGAGCGAGAGGGGAGGGGGUAGAAAGAACAUUAUGGAGAAAAGGGGAAGGAGCCAUGUUGAUAGUUUUGUUUUCGAAUAGAUUUGAUCGGUUCAGGAUGAUGAGAUUAAGUCUUCUGCUUCUCCUUCUGCACCGCCCGGCCUGCUCGUUGCUGCUGGGAUGGGUGGAUUCUCCAGGGUAUCCCGCUGGAUAUUUGCCCCAUGCCAGUCUAAACUGGAGCAGGUGUGCCCCCAAGGGCCACACCCUCUCCAUCAGGCUCAUGCACCUGGACCUGGAGGAGAGCAAAGACUGUGAAAACGAUGCAGUAAAGAUCUUUUCAAAUGGAAACUUGAUCUCAGUUCUGUGUGGCGGAAGAGAAUUUGAGGAUCUUGAGUCCAAUGUUAAUCCCUCGCUCCUCUCCUCCCCGGGGGGCUGCCUCUCUCUUACCUUCCACUCCGACUACUCAAACACCAAGAGGCACACGGGCUUCAGAGGGUUCUACACCGAUCAAGACUUUGAUGAAUGUAACGACGACCCCGACAACGCAUGCACCCACUUCUGUCACAACCACAUCGGAGGGUACCGCUGCUCCUGUCGCCAUGGUUACUACCUGGAUGGGGACAAUCACACUUGCACGGUGAGCUGUAGUGAGGAUCUGUCAGGGAGGCACAGUGGUGACAUCUCCAGUCCCUCCUGGCCUGCUUCAUAUGCAGAGAAUGCCAACUGUCAGCACACCUUGUCAGUGGAGCCCACCCUGCAACUGGAGAUGCACUUCUCUGAAGAUUUUGAUGUGGAGCAAAGCCCUGAUGGUCAAUGCAUAGAUGCACUGACGAUUGAGACUCGCAACCCCUCUCGGAUUCUGGGACCAUUCUGUGGCCACAGCCCCCCCCCAUCUCCCUUCCUCACUCACUCACAUCAUGUUAAAAUACGCUUCACCUCUGAUGGCUACGGCAGCAACAAAGGCUUCACGAUCCACUUCAAGACCAGAGCCAAGGUCUGUCCAGCAGUGGUGACCCCGUACUCGACUGCGACUCCUCAGCAACCGGAAUAUCACGAGGGUCAAACAGUGACAGUCACUUGUGAUCUUGGCUACAUUAUAAAUUCUGAAGAAACCAGGACCGAGUAUGUGGCGCAUUGUCAGAAUACGGGCGAAUGGACUCCAAACAACAUCUGUGAACCUGUGGAUUGUGGAGUUCCUGAAAUCCCAGAAGAUGGCAUCCUUCAGUUGGUGUACUCAGAUGAACUGAAUACUCAGUAUAAAGACCAGAUUCACUUUACCUGCAGCUCUAAGUACUACACACUGGAAGGAGAUGACACGUACACUUGCAGUGCCAGUGGUGACUGGGUAUCAGGUGGAGACAAGAAGGAGAUGCCAAAAUGCACUGAAGUGUGCGGGAAACCUGAAAAACACCACGCGAGUGUAGCCCGGAUUUUGGGAGGUAGGGAUGCAACCAUGGGGGAGAUACCGUGGAUUCUUCUGAUUAAGUGGCCAAAUAGAGGAGGAGCAUCACUGAUCAAUGACCGAUGGGCUGUCACGGCGGCUCAUGUUGUGGAACUAGUAGAAGAAAGCUCUCUGAAACUGUACGGUGGACUGGUAGAUGGAAGAACAAUAUCAGAUGCGUUGUCCAAUGUAGUUGUCAUGGAAAGUGAGAAAAUCAUAAUUCAUCCCAAUUAUAUCACAGGCAUUCCUCUUUCAGAACGCACCAAUUUUGACAAUGAUAUUGCCCUCAUUAGAUUGGCUUCCAGGGUGAAUUUCGGCCCAAACCUCCUCCCCAUUUGUCUGCCGGAGGUGAACAGCGUAAUGACAGAAGGUGAGCAGGGCACGGUGUCAGGCUGGGGGAAAACCGAAUCAAGGUCUGCGUCUCCUUCGUUAAAAUACGCUCAUAUAGGGGUCUACUCCCUUGCGGUGUGUGCGAAUACGCCUUACAUACCGGCAACGGACCAACACAUGACUAUGACAGCUAACAUGUUCUGUGCUGGAGCCCCGGGGAAGGACAGCUGCCAGAGAGACAGUGGAUCUCCGUUUGUUUCACCCAUGUUGGCUGAAGGCAAUGAGCCCUAUUUUCUGACUGGCAUUGUGUCCUGGGGACCCCCCUGUCAACAGAGGCAGUACAAGGGUUAUUAUACCAAGGUGGCUGGUUAUGUGGACUGGAUUAAGGAGACAAUGGAACAGCAGAAAGGAAAUUUCCCAAUUCUUUAUUUUAAAGGAAUUGUUUGGAGCAUUGACCCUGUUUUUCUACAAUUCAAAGUCAAGAGUUCAAUUCUUUUUGCCAAGACAAACAAGGUGAGACAUUCGCUCCUGCAGCAGCGGAUCAGUUCACACUCGGAUAUGAGAUUUAAUCCAGAGAUGGGGUGGACUCUCUGUAUCAUUUUGGUUCUGCAUGUGUCCGUGUGCGAGUGCUGGCCUCUGCCUGAUCCAGAGCCUCUAAUGCACGGAGCGCUCCAGUCCCCCCAGUAUCCCCAGCCUUACCCCCCCAACCUGCUGGAGCAGUGGGAGCUCAGUGUGCCCGAGGGCUACCAGAUCCAAAUCACCUUCACACACCUGGACAUUGAAGCUUCUGCAGGCUGCUAUUACGACGCCCUCACAGUACUCUAUGACGCAAAGAUCCUGGGAAAGUUUUGUGGGCAUGAGAACUCGGCCGAUGGGCAUCAUCCAGGCAAUCAGCCCAUCCUGUCUCCAGGCAACAGACUCAGCCUGACAUUCCAGACGGACAACAACAACCCAGAGCGCCAUCAAAAUGUGGGCUUCUCAGCACAGUACCAGGCCAUAGACAUGGAUGAGUGUUCUGCGCCCCGACCUCAAGAUGACCCAGAUCCCCUCUGCUCUCACAUCUGCCUCAACACCCUUGGCUCAUACCUCUGCGCCUGUCACCAUGGCUACGAGCUUCGGCCGGACCAGCGCAGCUGUGUGUUAUCCUGCGGCGGGGGUAUAUUUGAUGAGCUAGAAGGACAUCUGUUCAGUCCAGGAUACCCGACCCCGCCCCCUCAUGCUGUGUCCUGCCAGUACAUAAUUUCUGUAGAACCUGGCUUUACCGUCGCUCUGAACUUCACCGACAUCUUCCACAUCGAGAGCGUGCAAACCGAGCAAGGCCCAAACUGUCUCCAUCAUUGGCUGCAGGUGACCAUCCCAGACAGAGAGCCCAUGAAGCUGUGUGGUGAAAAGAGUCCCGAUCUGAUAGUCACCGACUCCAACACCAUCCGACUGGACUACCACACUGAUGAUGAGGGCCUGAGCAAAGGCUGGAGCCUGGACUACAGCACUCAUCGAGUAAAGUGUCCAUUUCCUGGUAAUUUGGCCAAUGGACGGGUGACUCCUAUCUUGACUGAAUAUUUCUACAGAGACUACAUCUUUGUGCGCUGUGACCAAGGAUACAAGCUGAUGAUGGACGGUGAAGAGGUCGAGGGUUUCUCUACAAUGUGCCAAAGCAAUGCACAGUGGCACCUCCCUCUGCCAGAAUGCCACAUACUUGAUUGCGGAGAACCUGAAUCUUUGCUGAAUGGAGGGGUGACCUUCCUGUCUGGCCUUCAGAAUCAGUACCUUUCUGUCAUCCAGUAUCACUGCAACGAACCAUUUUACUCUCUCCUCGGUGGUGCAAACGUUGUCUACACCUGUGAGGCGGACAGGAGGUGGAGAUCAAACAGCAGUAUUGUUGUCCGUCCAACAUGCAUACCAGUUUGUGGCCAGCCCACAACUCUCCUCUCCUCCUAUCAAAGGAUCAUUGGAGGCAGUGAUGCUCCAGAAAAUAGCAUCCCCUGGCAAGUGCUACUGAGUUUAAAUGGACAUAGAGGGGGAGGCAUGGUGAUUGGAGACCGCUGGAUAAUGACCGCCGCUCACAAUGUAAUGGCAAAUGGAAAUCCAGUUUCAAGCGAGAAUGUUCGUAUUUUCAUGGGACUUAAUGAUGUUAACACCCUUUUGGUCUCUCCUGUGAUUGCUGCCUCAAUCCACAUUCACCCUCAAUACAAUAACCCCAACUACGUGGAUUUCAACCAUGACAUUGCCUUGAUCAAAAUGCAAGACCCAGUCACGUUCAACUCAUCCAUUAUGCCAAUAUGUUUACCAGCAGAGGGCACAGCUUACAUCCCCGGCACCAUGGGACUGGUGACUGGUUUUGGAGUAACAGCAACUACCAGAGGAAGGAUUUUGACAAAUAAGAUGAAGUAUGUGCAUGUCCCUGUGGUGACGCAGGAGACAUGCAGUAAUUCUAUCACUUUGUUGAAGAAGACGGGGACCAAUGUACCAAGUCUGACAAAUAACAUGUUUUGUGCUGGAGUCCCUGAAGGGGGGAAGGACUCCUGCCAAGGUGACAGCGGAGGACCCUACGCCUUGAGAAACGACGGACGGUUCUGGGCGGCUGGGAUUGUCAGCUGGGGAGUUGAAUGUGGAAAGCAGGGAGCAUAUGGAGUCUAUACCAAAGUCGACCAAUACAGAGACUGGAUCGACAAGACGAUGCAGGAGAACUAAAAUGUACAUUACCCCGAUUCAUGACAACGCAAUACCAAUAGAGAACAAAAUCAGGAUUUUAAAUAAUUUUUGAACUUCCAAAAUCUAAUAAAUUAGUGUUAUACUCAUUGUAAAGUCGUCAGACAGUAUUAAAAUGUAAUUUCCCAAAAGCAUUUUAUUUUUUACAAAUAAAGUGAAAUACAGA